Messenger RNA from Triticum dicoccoides, 1175 nucleotides. RefSeq lists its product as uncharacterized. The coding region runs from base 65 to 967 and encodes 300 amino acids. The transcript has a single exon. The record is from RefSeq and is a predicted model, not a curated record. Lineage: Eukaryota; Viridiplantae; Streptophyta; Magnoliopsida; Poales; Poaceae.
UCCACCGCGGCCCUAGACCCUUCUCUUCUCCGCAGUCCGCCCGUGUAAUCGCAGCAGCUAAGACAUGGCCAUGGCCACCGUGAGGGAGCACGUCCUGCUCAGCCAGCCCGGCAAGCAGGUCCUGCUCGCCGAGAUCCCGGCGUCAGCCUCGCGCGACUCGCAGCCGGCGGUCACGCUCCGGCUGCUCGUUGAGCAGUGCAGCGACUACGGUGCCGGCCCCGCGGACGUCGACACGGUGGAGGACGUGGCCUGCCGCGUGCCGCUCGCCGACCUGGUUCGCCAGGGGGCGGCGGAGCGGGCGUUCAAGGAGCUGGUGGCCCGGAUCGACAACCCGGCGCUGCGCCCGGAGGUCGCGGCGGAGACCGCGGCGGCCGCGGUGCGCGUCCGGGCGAGGUGCGGGGCCGACGACCGCGACGGGCUCCGCGGCGUGGAGUUCCGCCUCCGCGUCACGUUCAUCGACGACGCGUCCAGGGAAGAGGAGGAGGCGGACCACGACGACGACGAGUGCGGGAGCGACAUGGAGUUCGGGGAGUUCGAUCUGAGCGGCGCGCGGAGCCUGCGCGGCCAGCAGACCGACGCCAGCUACGACUACGAGGAGGAGGACGACGACGAGGACGGCUGCGGCGCCCAGUUCACGGUGCGCCCCUACCGCGGCGCCCUCGCGCGAGGGGCGCCGUCGUCCAUGCUGCUGUCUGGCUUCGAGGCGCGCUCCGACGGGCCCGAGCUCACGGAGGAGCACGAGGUGACGUCGUACGACAUACAGCGCGUCGUGCGCAAGGCGCUGGGCGGCGGCGGGAGCGUGGAGGACGACGAGGCAUACCUGCGCGCGCUGGACGGCGGCACGCCCGUGUCGCCGGCGUCGCGCGCCGCCAUGGUCGGCCAGGCGCUGCAGUCCGCGAGGCAGCAGCAGCAGCAGCAGCGGUCGAAGUCGCCACGCCCAAUCUUCCCGAUGCGUACCGGAUUCUGAUGCGCGCCCGAUUGGAUUGCAAACUUGUGAUGUUACUCUUCUGUGAAGGGCUAAACCUGUUGCGAUUUGUAUGUCUGUAAGCCGAUUUUGUAGCCAUCCAUUGAAGUCCGUUUCAUUUCUUCUUGGUAGAAAAUAUGCAGCUGCAUCUUACCACAGCCGAAGUAAAUCAGGAACGAUAUGCUAUCAAAAUCAUAAGAAUUUGUUUCCC